Odocoileus virginianus texanus is the source of this 1416-nucleotide messenger RNA. It is a transcript of the gene PRR15L, whose product is annotated as proline rich 15 like. The record is from RefSeq and is a predicted model, not a curated record. NCBI's taxonomy places the organism in Eukaryota, Metazoa, Chordata, Mammalia, Artiodactyla, Cervidae.
UUAGCCAGGAGGGGCUGGGUUUCAGGUUCACCUUGACUCCUGAAGCCACAGCGGAGCAGGUACCGCUCCUGCACCUGUUUCUCCGCACCUGCUGCACGGCUGCUCCUACCCAGCUCUCCCAGACUGAACCUUGCCUGGCGCGGCAGUCCGGAGGCACUCCCACCUCCCCCAGUCUCCCGGGGCGCAGCUCCUGCACUCAGCUCCUUCUCUAGAAAGCUCUCGCCUCCAGCCUCCCAGCAGUCGGGCUCACAGGAAGCCCCACCCUCAGGUCUGGGAACGCCAUGACCGAAGUUGGUUGGUGGAAGCUGACCUUCCUGCGGAAAAAGAAAUCCACUCCCAAAGUACUGUAUGAGAUCCCUGACACCUACACCCAGAGUGAGGGUGGUGCGGAGCCCCCAAGGCCUGAGAGUGGGAGCCCCAGCAGCAACUUUAACACCCGCCUGGAGAAGAUUGUGGACAAGAACACCAAGGGCAAGCACGUCAAAGUCUCCAACUCAGGCCGCUUCAAGGAGAAGAAAAAGGUCCGAGCCUCAUUAGCAGAGAACCCCAACCUCUUUGAUGACAGGGAGGGCAAAGGACAGUGAAGGGGGCUGAGGAGGACGCUACCACCUGCCCGCUCCCUGCCAUCAGCUGGGUCUGAGACAGGAGCUCACCACGGUGGCCUCUCUGGCCACAGCUGAAGCCGUGGGGGGACUUGAUGCCUGCUGGCAGGAAAUGUCUGGUUUUAGGUUUGUAUUUAUGUGCUCUGGCUUUCUGGAAGGCCUGAGAGAUCCCAGGUCCUCCUGCCCUCCCCCACCACAUACAAAGGCACUUCAGUUCAAGGUUGAAAAGUCCCACUUGGGAAGGACAGCCCUCCUGGAGUCACUGGCAGCAGCAGCAGGGAGGUGGGCGUGGAAGGAAUGGAGCAAGGGAUCCGGACAGACCUCACCCCCUGCUGGGGCACAGGGUCAAGGGUGAGUUUAAAUGACUGCUCCCUCUACUUUCUCUACCUGUGAUUAUUCUCUGGAUCAAUUCUGAGUGCAUUUUCCAGAAGCCACGUGAUGGGGGUGGUUUCCUGGAGCAGAGGUGGAGAUGAUGAACUUGAGCUCACCUCCUAAGUCAAGUGGGAAACUUCCUGGAACUUUGCCCCCAGGUGUGUGCGGGGAGGGGACACUGGCACUCCCUAGGAGGUGCUGCAGAAGGCCGGACCAGGGACCCCACAAGUUCUGCAUGCACCCUCAAAGGGAAAGUACACUGCCCCUCGGGUUCAAACCUGGAAAGAGGGUGGGAAGUUCUGGCAGGAGCCCUCCUACUCCUACUGGUAUUUAAGAUGGAUCAGCCCCAGAGAUGAGUCCUGGAGCCUUGAAUUUUCUUUAAAAGAAAAAAAAUUGUAGGUUUCUUUUUGUAAUAAACAAUGCUGCAAAAGCAGAGAAUCUA